AUGUUGAUGAAGCUGGGGGGUCUGGAACGUCGGAUGAUAGCUCAAGGUGCGUCCCUUCCUCCAGCUGAUCCUCUUGCCAAGCUUUCUAGGACCAACAACGCUGUUGUCAAUUCUCUUGCCACUGGUCCUAUUGAUUCUUCUGUCGCUGAUCCUAUUGAUCCUUCUAUUAUUGCUGACCCUAUUAAUCCACUUACUGUAAUUUCUUCAAAAGAAAUUUAG
This is a messenger RNA of Ilex paraguariensis (yerba mate), 219 nucleotides long. The record is from the annotation of a GenBank genome assembly. NCBI's taxonomy places the organism in Eukaryota, Viridiplantae, Streptophyta, Magnoliopsida, Aquifoliales, Aquifoliaceae.